AUGUUUAGAUGUGAUAAUUUUCGUUUACUGAUUUUGGAAACGACCCUGGUUAGAUUUUACGCAUAUUAUUCAUUGCGUCUUUGUUUAACGAUGAUGUCGUUCGUUUCAUAUACGGCGUUUGCGCUCGUGCUGAUUUUUAUUCUACCUGAUUUUUCUUCCGCAACUGAGGUGAAAGUGACUAUUAAAAAUGGCCCAAUAGUAGGCCAACAACGCGAAGGACAUUUCGCAUUCGAGGGAAUACCGUACGCAAAGCCUCCCAUAGGUAACCGUCGCUUUGCCGCAUCCGAAUUAAUCGAAGAGCGUUGGCAUGAGCCAAAAAACACCACCCGUGUUGGGCCAGUUUGUUUGCAGUGGUCUCACCUUAAAUCCGGUGAUAAUAAAAUGGAAGGCGAAGAGGACUGCCUAUUUCUGAACGUGUACACAACAAACCUUUCGGCGGAUGCCCUUCUACCGACGAUCGUCCAUCUUCACGGUGGUGCAUUCAUGUACGGUGGCGGUGGUUACUUUAGGCCUGAUUUUUUACUCCAACGCCAGCUAAUUCUGGUAACAGUAAACUAUCGCCUCGGUCCGCUUGGUUUUCUCAGCACGGAAGAUGAUGUGAUCGCCGGCAACUUUGGACUCAAAGAUCAGGUGACGGCGUUGCAGUGGGUGCAAAAAAAUAUAAAAUACUUUGGCGGUGAUGCAAACAAGGUUACACUAUCUGGCUUCUCGGCCGGUUCUGCCAGUGUUCAUUUGCAUUACCUUUCUCCCCUUUCACGAGGACUUUUUCAUCGCGCCAUCGGUCAUAGCGGUUCGGCACUGAAUCCUUGGGUUAUGGUAGAACAAUCUGCCGAAAAAGCCAAACUUAUAGCUGCCGGAGCGGGCUGCCCGUUUGACGAGAAUAGCAAAGAGCUUUUGCAGUGCUUAAGGCAGCUUCCGGCAGAAAAAAUAGUUCGCCAAGUGCCGAAAUUGCAAGAUUUUCUGUACAAUCCCUAUUCACCGUUAGGCGUUGUGAUUGAAAAACGAGGCAAGUACAACUCCCAACCGUUUCUUUCGGAAGAUCCACGCGAUUUAACACGCGCCGGAAGGGUAGCCAAGAUACCAUUGCUACUUUCCGUAACCGAAGCGGAAGGUUUGUAUCCAGCAGCGGAAUUUUUUAGCAACGUAAGCUACCUUCAGCAUAUCAACGACCACUGGAACGACGUAUUGCCAAGCAUUCUAGACUAUAAGUAUGCCGUCCGAGAUAGUCACCAGCGAGACGCCCUGUCCCAAGUGAUUAGAGCGCACUAUUUAGGGACGCAUAAGCUAAACGAAAGUGUUUUUCAUCGGUUUGUGCGGCUAGUGUCGAAUCGAUUGUUCUUUGCUGGCGUUACGGAAGCGGCAAAAUUGAUGCAGCCUCACAUUCCUGUCUACUUUUACUACGACCAAUACAAAACAACAUACGGCCUUUCGGAAGCACUCUCCGGAUCCAACCAGUUCCUGGGUGUGCCGCAUGGCGAAGAUAUAUUGUUAAUUCUUCCCAGCAGUCUACGCGAAAAUAAUCCUUACACGAUGCAAGAGCUGAGCAUGGCUACGAAAUUUUGCGAUUUGUACGAAUCGUUUGCACACGGCUAUCAACCAAGAUUUGGCAACCUGGUGCUACCAGCACAGCAAGAUCACACCCGGUUAACCUAUCUGUUGAUCAAUUACCCCGAUAGCUCCAUCGUAACAGCCGAUUUCUUAAGCGAUGAGCCCUUUUGGGACAUUUUGAAAUUCAAUGAAAGUUCUAUCGUACAUACAGAUUGAAGCAAUCUACCCACUACACCAAACAAUGAAGAUACACAAUAACUAGGUAUAUGGUAAAAUAAAAGCAAACCUCACCCUGUCCUGCAAAA
Molecule: messenger RNA, 1853 nt
Organism: Anopheles funestus (African malaria mosquito)
Lineage: Eukaryota; Metazoa; Arthropoda; Insecta; Diptera; Culicidae
Product: venom carboxylesterase-6-like
Exons: 2
Coding region: 1-1764 (587 amino acids)
Source: RefSeq, a predicted model, not a curated record